Messenger RNA from Manduca sexta (tobacco hornworm), 2854 nucleotides. RefSeq lists its product as uncharacterized. NCBI's taxonomy places the organism in Eukaryota, Metazoa, Arthropoda, Insecta, Lepidoptera, Sphingidae. The transcript has a single exon. The record is from RefSeq and is a predicted model, not a curated record. Bases 47 to 2611 code for a protein of 854 amino acids.
GCCGCGUAAGACUCAUCUCAACAUCAAACGAACCAUCGUCAACACGAUGGAGACACUAGUGGUGCUCACUGCUUUGGUGUGUGGCGCCAUAGCAGCCCCAGCACUACACGAACAAGGCUUUCAAGAAUUCAAGACAACACAAGAUUUUUCGGAAGAUUUGACGCUACGUGAGAAGAAGUCUCCGGCCGGUAAUCAUGGAUUUACUGAAUUUUCUAAUAUCGACACAUCACCAAGUCAUGCUUUCGAAUUGGAUUCAUUUCCUGAAACAGCUCGAAGUUUAAAUUUUAAGAAGCCUAUUAUUGUCAAAAAGAAAGUUGGAUAUCAUUUGUAUCGGGAUUCUGACGAGGAAAAAGAACAGGCCAAUUCACGUGAAAGCUGCAAGGAAAGAGUCAAAGUGAAACUGUGUGACGAGAAAAUCUUACCAAAAUCUUCAGAUUUAAUGAGGACCACGACAAUUGAAGAUAUCGGUGAUCAUGUUAUGUCAGAAGAUGAAAUGAAGCACAGUCUGAAAAUGGCUAAGGAAGCCAUAGCAAACUUAGAAAGGGAUUUAAGGAAGAUGGAACAAAAACCUGAAACAAAAUUAACUCAGAGAGAACACGAUGACGUUGAUGCUCACAUCCAUGAAGAUAUUGAUGCUGCAAGACAAGUUCUUGAACAUAUUCAUAAAAAUUUUGGUGAUAUGGAAACAAUGAGUAUUCAUACAACAACGGCAAAAGAUUCAGAUUCACUGCACAAUGUUCACGUUACGAUAGCAAAAACUGAAGAAGAAAGAAUGGCUCAAUGGAAAGAAGCUAUGAAAAAUAUUCAAAAAAAUUCAGAAAUUGCAAGGAAUAUCGAAGACAGUUUUAAAUCUUUCAAUGAUUUUCAAAUGACACAAACUCCUAACAUGAAUGACAAUAUCGAUAGCCAUCCAAUAUUUCAUGAAAUGCGUGCAGGAAAUAUUGAAUUGAUCGACAAAACUCAAGAUAAGCCCAAGCAAUGCGACAGUAAAUUGCUUGAUGCAAAAGAGGCCAACAAUCAAGGUGAAAGAAAAGAUUCUACCGAUGAUAUGAAUAGUUUUGCUUCUACCAUCGUAGAAUCACACGUAAAUGCAAACAACGAUAACCUUGGUAGAAAUAAUAAUGGAGAAACAAAUUUUCAUGAGAACCCUACUACAAAUACGAUGAUUGGAUCUUUAAAUGAAGAUGACAGUCAUAUCCAACGAAGCAAAAGUUCUGAUAUUCAUUUUGAUGGAAAAAAGCAAUUUGACACCGCUGACUCAGAACAGAGUAAAAUUAAUUCUAUGAGAAAUGUGGAACAGGGUUCUGGAAAAGACCUUCAUAUUAAUAACAGUGAAACGAUGACCACUGAUGGAGAUAUCUUGACUCCUAAUUCAAUUGUACCAGAGAUUCAUAUGAAAUCAACAGAACCAGAUAAAACAAGAAAUGCUGCCGACUGCUUGGACAAGGAUGUCGUAAAAACUUUCAAUGAUGAUAAAACCAACACAAACAAACCCGAGGAUAUGAACACAUUGACUAAAUCCGCAACAAAUAAUGAUAGUUUAGAUACUCAUGAGAAUAAUCAAUUACAAGCAGAACAUGGUAAAUCUGUUGACACUUUAGAUACUACUCCAUCAAAUCAGCUUUUGCAUCAAACCAGGAGUAAUAAUGAUGAUGCAAUGACAGGCGAAACUCAACACGUGCAGCAUGCAAUCGCCAAACCUUUUGGUGAUACGGAAAUAAACCAGUUCCAGGGAAAAAUGGGACAAAACGAACAGAUGAUGCCUAAAUCUCAAUUGACUAUCCAAGGACAAGAUUUUCAACCACUACACAAAGAAUUACAUACAGGAAUGAAAUCGUCUGAUAAUGAUAAUACACCGAAACAACCCUCAAAACAUGCAUUUAAUAUGCGUUGGUCCUCUGAUCAGAAGACAAACAAUGAACAUAAGUUAUCCAAUGGAAUGGAUGAUUUUCCAUCGGACGUUCAAAAUAGGGCUCCAUCUUUAAACACGCACUUUAUGAAUGGGCCUCAUAUGAUGCCUUCAAUGACAUCUUCGAGUAAUUUUGAUGCAUCAAGCACUCACGCGCACAUCCAUACAUCACAUAUGAAUAGAAUUCAUGGUCCUUUGACUCAUGGAAAAUCGCAAGAUAUGGAUAGCAUGGCACAACCUAAUUUUCAUAUGAAUAUGAGAGACGCAGGAGUCAAUUUCGGUCCUGAUAAUAAUAUGAUGCAUUGGAAACCGACACAUGAAAGUGCUAGAACUGCCUACGGUCCACUCGCACCGGUAGCUGGUUCUGUCGCGUCUCCAAGCGCGGUUGGGCUUUUCCCAAAUGCCAAUGUAGGGGGCUGUAGUAUCCCGUUAUUGCUGAGCUGUUCUCCAUCAGUGACUUCAGGUAGUUUGGCGAAAGCAUUGCCUGCAGGAUACGCUUCGCCAGCAUACAGAACCGAAGACGAGUUUAGUUUCUUCCCCAACAAGAGGGAGGUGAAAAAAAUGAAUGAAAUUUCGGACACCACAAAUAUUAAAACACCAACAAACACGAAACAGAAAAUCAAAACAAAUUUCGGACACCAAACAGUAAUGGAUUUGGAACGGAUAACGGGAAGAUUAUACUAUAGCUUGACGAUUUUAUAAUUUAUUCAGUUUUCUAUUAAAAUUAUUUAUAUAUUUUAUGCUGUAAGACAUCACAAACUAAAUAUUUAAAUAUUAUAUUGUACGAUACAAUAGUGUAAAACAUUUCAUGAAUUACAUUUUUGUAGACUUUCGAUUUACUGAAUGCGUACCUUUAUAAUAAAGCGAUUGUAUUUGAAUUGACCCAACAUACUGCUGAACAGAGUAAUAUGAGGCGAAUUGCAAAAUAAACGACAUUAUUCGAAA